This is a messenger RNA of Phalaenopsis equestris, 798 nucleotides long. RefSeq lists its product as uncharacterized. The transcript has a single exon. The coding region runs from base 26 to 505 and encodes 159 amino acids. The record is from RefSeq and is a predicted model, not a curated record. Lineage: Eukaryota; Viridiplantae; Streptophyta; Magnoliopsida; Asparagales; Orchidaceae.
GAGAAAAGAGCGACAGAAGUCACUCAUGGCUUCUGUGUCUGCUCGGUGGAUCUCUACCAUUUCAACUCCUCAGUUCCGAUCCACAAGCCCAACCAGGCGGCGCUCCGCGGCCGCAAUCACCUGCAAAGCCAAGGACGCUGGCGGCGGGAGCACUGAGACGUUAGAGAUCGCGGUGGCAGCAGGUGCCCUCAUCGCCAACCCAGUGAUUGGAAUCUCCCUCUAUGUUCUGAAGACCACCGGCUGCGGGCUUCCUCCCGGGCCAGGGGGGGCGCUAGGUGCAUUGGAGGGGGUGAGCUACCUGGUGGUGGCGGGCAUAGUGAUCUGGUCGCUUUAUACAAAAGUUCAGACGAGUUCCGGAUUGCCCAGCGGGCCGUUCGGGCUGCUCGGAGCGGCGGAAGGGCUGUCGUAUCUCUCCGCAGUUGCAAUCAUAGUUGUGUUUGGUCUGCAGUUUUUGGAGAGGGGAUACAUUCCGGGACCUCUGCCUUCUGAUCAGUGCUUUGGCUGAGAGAAGGAUAUCUGUUUACAGUGUUAUUGAUGGUGAAUCUUGCAACAGAGGAAGGCGCUGAGGAUGAGCUCUAAAAUGGUAAUUUUUAUUAAGGGAUAAAUUAUCUUUAAGAAUCACAUGUUGUCUCUCUUGGUUGGAAUUAAUGAAUCCCUGAAGAAACUAAUAGCAUUAUGGAGUGGGUGGCUGAUAACCUAUGAUUUCAAGAAUAUCUAGAAUUUGGACUUUAGUUUGAAUCUAUUAUUUUUGAAGAAAAAAGACUUGCUUUUUAACGCUCAUGAGAUUUAUAUACAUUU